AUGCUCAUUCGCUGGGAUAUGGUAAAGUUAUCUUUAGAUUCGGGUUUGGGGGAUUCCUGCGACUCCGAUGGGGAGUGCAAGCCUCGGCAUUCCGUGUGUGUCGAUGGAACGUGCGAGUGCGAGCAGAGUCACCUCGAGGAGGGGAAACACUGCAAGAUCCCGGUAGGGGAACUCUGCAGAGAAUCUUCGGAAUCGGAUUGCGUGAAUCACGCCGCCUGCGUCGGGGAUGGAUGGAGAACCUGCCAAUGCCAAGACGCUGGCCAGGUCGUCUUCGUCGUGGAACGCGGACGGUGCAGGAGAAUCCUGGGAAUCGAGGAGUACGUAUGCUUCCCGACUCGAUGGGAUGAGAAUCACUUCGAAGGAUUCCCGAUGAUUGUGGAGGCUGGCAUCGCUUCAGGUCGUGCAGAUCCCGAGGUACCCGUGGGCGUAUAUUGUCAACAUCAUAAAGAAGAUUGCGUGGAAAAUGCAGAGUGUCGGAAGAGAAAACCAAAAGAGUGCGAGUGCAACGAAGACUACAGGGAAGAAAAAGGCCGAUGCGUGCCAGAGAAUGGUGCAGGGUUAGACGAUUUCUGCGAUCCAAGCCUGCAGAAUUGCUAUUCGGAACAUGCUGAGUGCAUCGGCGAGCCCGGUUCUGCAACUUGCAAGUGCACCUCGGACUAUGUACGGGAUGAAGACCUCUGCAUUAAGUGGAAUCCAGGACUGGGCGAACGGUGUGACGCUACCGUCGCAAUUUGCACCCCAGAUAAUUCGGAAUGCGUUGGCGAUUCCGGUUCGAAAACGUGUCGAUGCAAGGAGGGUUUCACUGAAGAUGAUGAAAACUGCAGGCUGCUAUUCCUCGGUGAAUUGUGCGACGAGUGGCACGAGUGCGCAGCUCCGAAUUCGCAUUGCUUCCAAGAUGACGGUGGUCUCUCGACCUGUCAGUGCUUGCCGGACUACGUCCAGGAACAGGAUCGAUGUAGACUGCCACGCCUCGGGGAAGAGUGCGUCGAUGAACUGGAGUCUCCGUGCUCAACCGAGCAUUCCGAUUGUUUCCCGGAUGGGAAUGACAUCCUCACCUGUCAGUGCUCGUUGGGUUAUGUUCAAGAACGUCUUCAAUGCCGGUUGCCUCGCUUUGGAGAGGAAUGCGAAGACGCUGUUGGCUGCGAUGCUGAAAACGAAGUGUGUUUUGAAGGAAAAUGCAGUUGCCCAACUGGAUUCGUCGAAAGCGAAGAGAGCUGUAUCCGUCACUGCACGACAGAUGACAACCUCUUUGACGCCUUGGAGGGAGACAUGAUUGAAACGCCCUGUCCCGAUGGCCAGUACGGCAAGCAGCGACGGUACUGCUCCGAACGUGGAUGGUUGAUGCAUGACUCCUGUCAUUCACUGAGUAAUUGGAUCGAUGAUCUUUGGGGAUUGCUGAACGAUUCGAAUCCUCUGGAAAUCUUAUCCAACUUGACUUCGGCGAUCGAAAGCGAAGAAAAACUAUCAGGAGGCGAAAUCGAAGCCAUUGUAGGUUUCCUUGAACCGUUAUUCGAAAAAUUUAUCGAUGGCAUGGGCGGAGAUGACACGGCUAUGGAAAGCGCUAAGAUGUUCCUCGCGAACUUCACAUCGGUCACCGACCAAGUCCUCAGGGCUGCCGACGGGUGGAAGGAGAUUUCGGAGGUGAAUCGGACGAAAACAUUUUCGUCCCUCCUCAAGACUGUUAGUCGCUACUGUCUCCUUUUAUCGGAAAAGCUCACUGGUUCUGAUCAGUACCUGAAGUUUGCACAGGCAAAAUCGGCAUUAGUGAUUGAAGUAUACGGAAGUAAGAAGAAAGCUGGAUCCAAACCACUCACGUUCCCCAGCAUCGAAAGCAAGACGCAGUUGCGUUUGGGAGAGCAGAAGACGGUGAAUUCCAAACUUUUGAGCUUCGUCGGAGAUGACACGGCUAUGGAAAGCGCUAAGAUGUUCCUCGCGAACUUCACAUCGGUCACCGACCAAGUCCUCAGGGCUGCCGACGGGUGGAAGGAGAUUUCGGAGGUGAAUCGGACGAAAACAUUCUCGUCCCUCCUCAAGACUGUUAGUCGCUACUGUCUCCUUUUAUCGGAAAAGCUCACUGGUUCUGAUCAGUACCUGAAGUUUGCACAGGCAAAAUCGACACUAGUGAUUGAAGUAUACGGAAGUAAGAAGAAAGCUGGAUCAAAACCACUCACGUUCCCCAGUAUCGAAAGCAAGACGCAGUUGCGGGGUCAUUGGGACACGACGGGCUGCCGUGCGGUGUUCUCUGACAGGGAUCAGACGGUGUGUGAAUGCAUGCAUCUGACCAACUUUGGGGUUCUCAUGGACCUACACGGCUAUGUCGGACGUAGCUUGCCGCUGGAAGUACUCUCCAUGUUUUUAUCCUCCCUCUCUAUAAUCGGACUCAUACUUGCUCUGGCCGUUUUCCACAUGAAUAAAGAUGCAAGCCCGAAGUCCAGGGAGCUGAACAUCCAGUUGUGCCUCUGCCUUUUGUUGGGCCAUAUUCUUUUUCUUUUGCUCAUCGAUCGAAAAGUCUUCAACUUAUCAGAGGUCGGUUGCGCCAUCUCCGGAGUUUUUCUGCAUUUCAUAUUCCUCUCCGCAUUCUUGUGGAUGGCCUUGGAGGGCCUGCUCGUCUAUCGGCAACUCGUCCAAGUCUUUCCGACCGGUUACCUCUCCACUCGAGCAUAUUACAUGGUCGGAUAUGCUGUUCCCAUCGGGAUUGUUGGCAUCACGGCCGCUGUGUCCUUCGGCACUAGGACACAAGGAUAUGGAGAUGGAGAAUACUGCUGGCUAUCAUCGCCUUAUUAUAUAUGGACCUUUGCUGGCCCAGUCCUAGUCAUUAUUCUGCUCAACGUUUUCUUCAUGGUUUUGGCCAUACGAUCGCUUAGCCAUAGCGGGAACGUUGGCCAUUCCGGUCGGAAAAGCGACGUACACAUGCUGAGGACA
Molecule: messenger RNA, 2922 nt
Organism: Darwinula stevensoni
Lineage: Eukaryota; Metazoa; Arthropoda; Ostracoda; Podocopida; Darwinulidae
Source: the annotation of a GenBank genome assembly